AUCCUGGACGAGUUCGUCAACAGGUCCGGCCCUUCCUCGACUUCUCUACUUGACACGGGGGUUGACACCAUUCGCCGCACAGACGCUGCCGUUGGUGUGCUGUCACAGCUGCUGUUUGAUCAACGUAUUCUUCCGGCUGUCAACUUCUCGGCGGUCGUGCAGUUCUUUGUGCUGCCGUACCUCUAUCCAGAUGCUGGCGUGGUGCUGGUAGUAGCCCUGCGCCUGCUUGAUGAAUGUCUUAGCCCUCAGACCCACGCCAAGGUCCGUAGCUACAACACUACAUCCGUCUCGGUCCUAACCAGUGUCGUACUUCAUCUGUGUGAGCUGUUACAGCACCGCAACGCCAUGUGCCGCGUGUUGGCUGCGCUGGGCAGUAGUCUGGACACCGUGACUCGCUGCCUUGUGCGUGCGAUGAAGACGCUUACACGUCUGUGGGGAGAGCGGCGCAGCGAGAGCAGAGAACUGGCCUCGGGUGUAGAAUGCUCGUCCACACAGAACGGGUCAGCGUUGAGUGCACACACGCGCACUCAAGUCGGGACACGGGUGUAUGAUCUGCUGUUGAAUGGAGACGAACAAAAACUGUCGGAUGAUGGCUGCAGUAGGCAGUGUUCGUGUAGCCGAUGUUCAGGCGAGGAGAGGGAAACAUUUCCUGCGAAUUGGCUCAGGGCUCAGAUGGCAAAGUUCGGUAGGUCUACUGG
Messenger RNA from Sphaeroforma arctica JP610, 698 nucleotides. RefSeq lists its product as hypothetical. The annotation marks the transcript as partial. The transcript has 2 exons. Lineage: Eukaryota; Ichthyosporea; Ichthyophonida. The record is from RefSeq and is a predicted model, not a curated record.